This is a messenger RNA of Nannospalax galili (Upper Galilee mountains blind mole rat), 1931 nucleotides long. It is a transcript of the gene Dmrta2, whose product is annotated as DMRT like family A2. Gene Ontology annotation, biological process: sex differentiation; germ cell development; regulation of transcription by RNA polymerase II. The coding region runs from base 80 to 1849 and encodes 589 amino acids. The transcript is spliced from 2 exons. Gene Ontology annotation, cellular component: nucleus. Gene Ontology annotation, molecular function: DNA-binding transcription factor activity, RNA polymerase II-specific; protein binding; RNA polymerase II cis-regulatory region sequence-specific DNA binding. NCBI's taxonomy places the organism in Eukaryota, Metazoa, Chordata, Mammalia, Rodentia, Spalacidae. The record is from RefSeq and is a predicted model, not a curated record.
CUUACACCUGGAAAUCAAAUAUAAGGACAGCUGUGGUGGGAGUUCAGUGGGGAAGCUCGGAUUUACCUGGAGGCUCCGAAUGCACCCCCCUCCCAGCAAUUUGGCAACCACUAACCAAACUUCUGCAACCAAAGUUUUCUUAAGUUUGGCUUCCUCCAGGCCGCGCUCAAGCCCAGCGCACUGUGCUCUCUCCUCACGCCGGUCCCCGCCCCCCACCCCUUUUCCACCUUCUUCCACACCAGGUCCAGCCAUGGAGUUGCGUUCGGAGCUGCCCAGCGUGCCCGGCGCGGCGACUGCUGCAGCGACAGCCACAGGGCCGCCCGUAGCCUCGGUGGCGUCCGUGGCGGCUGCGGCGGCUGCGGCCGCUUCGCUACCAGUGAGCGUGGCUGGAGGCUUGCUGCGGGCGCCGCCGCUGUUGCUGAGGGCCGCGGAGAAGUACCCGCGGACCCCCAAGUGCGCGCGCUGCCGCAACCACGGAGUGGUAUCGGCGCUCAAGGGCCACAAGCGCUACUGUCGCUGGAAGGACUGCCUGUGCGCCAAGUGCACGCUCAUCGCAGAGCGCCAGCGCGUCAUGGCCGCACAGGUGGCGUUGCGCAGGCAGCAGGCGCAGGAAGAGAACGAGGCACGCGAGCUGCAACUGCUCUAUGGCACUGCCGAGGGCCUGGCGCUGGCCGCCGCCAACGGCAUCAUCCCACCACGGCCCGCCUACGAAGUCUUCGGCUCCGUGUGCGCCGCGGACUCCGGGGGGCCGGGAGCUGGAGCGCCCGCAGGGACCGGAGGUGGCACCGCGAGCGCGGGGGGCGCAGAGGCCAAGUUGCAGAAGUUUGACCUGUUUCCCAAGACGCUGCUUCAGGCUGGCCGCCCGGACAGUCCGCCGCCGCCAGUGAAGCCCCUGUCGCCUGACGGCGCGGACUCGGGUCCCGGGACCUCGUCCCCGGAGGUGCGGCCCGGCUCAGGCUCGGAAAACGGCGACGGCGAGUCCUUUUCCGGGUCGCCUCUGGCCCGGGCCUCCAAGGAGGCAGGGAGCAGCUGCCCCGGUAGCGCGGGCCCCGGCGGUGGCGGCGAGGAGGACAGCCCCGGCUCCGCCAGCCCCCUGGGUUCCGAGUCCGGCUCCGAGGCUGACAAAGAAGAGGCCGAGGCCGCACCGACCCCAGGCCUGGGUGGAGGCCCGGGGCCGCGGCAGCGGACGCCACUGGACAUCCUGACGCGUGUCUUCCCCGGCCAUCGGAGAGGCGUGCUGGAGCUGGUGCUGCAGGGCUGCGGCGGCGACGUGGUGCAGGCCAUCGAGCAGGUGCUCAACCACCACCGCGGAGGCCUGGCUGCGGGCCUGGGCCCCACGGCGCCCCUGGAGAAGGCCGCGGUGAGCGCGGCGGUGGAUGACGCGUGGCCGGGCCGCGUGGACGCCGCUGCCGCCGGGGGUCCGGGGCUGCCCGCGCCUCUGCAGGCCGGGCCGGCGCCCCCGCACCACAGACCCUUGCUGGCCGGAGCCAUGACACCCGGCGCGCUGGGCUCGCUCGGCAGCCGCUCGGCCUUCUCGCCGCUGCAGCCCAACGCCAGUCACUUCGGGGCGGACGGGGGCGCCUACCCGCUGGGGGCGCCUCUGGGCCUCAGCCCGCUGCGCCUGGCCUACUCGGCGGCGGCGGCGCACAGCCGCGGCCUGGCCUUCAUGGCGCCCUACUCCACCGCGGGCCUGGUGCCCACGCUCGGCUUCCGCCCGCCGAUGGACUACGCCUUCAGCGAUCUCAUGCGCGACCGCUCGGCCGCCGCCGCCGCCGCGGUGCACAAGGAGCCGGGCUACGGGGGCGGCCUGUACGGGCCGAUGGUCAACGGCACCCCUGAGAAGCAGUAGAAGGGCCCGGCGGCCCCCGAGCCUUCGCCCAGCCGGGUCCCCACGGCCGCAGGCGCCUCUUCGCCCGGGCCUGUGUCCUCUC